Molecule: messenger RNA, 4742 nt
Organism: Nerophis lumbriciformis (worm pipefish)
Lineage: Eukaryota; Metazoa; Chordata; Actinopteri; Syngnathiformes; Syngnathidae
Source: RefSeq, a predicted model, not a curated record
GACAAUGAAUGGAUCUUCCCUCAAGCGUUGCCAUGGUCACUUAUUAACGCUGUCACACAGAUUGUAGUUUUUUUAUCCCGGUGCAAAAAGAUACGUUUUUCCCAAGAGUUGAUGACCCCGACCGACCUUCUCAUCCAAGGAUCCAACAGCAGCGCUUCAAGCAACAAAAAGACGUUUGUAAAGGUUUAAGAAGGCCUUCCUGCACUUAUAGGUUUGCUGAAUAGUUUGGCUGCGAGACUUCAUCUACUGUUUGAAGCAGGCCUCACCGCGCUGCCGCAUCGACGCCAUCACUCGCCACACGCUGAAGCUCACCUGGUGCUUCCUCGGCUGACCUGCGCUGACCUCCCGCCCAGGAGCGGUGGUGGUGGUGGCGGUGGGCAGCAGGCUCUCAGUCCCCAGCUGCGGCGGCUGGAGCAACACCAGAAGCAGCUGCUGGAGCUGCAGCAGCGCAGGGAGCAGCAGAGCAGACCGCUGGAGGGCGCCGAGCAGGAGCGGAAGAAGCGUGAGGAGGAGGAGCAGAGGAGGAAGAAGGACGAGGCGGAGGAGGAGAUUAAGCGGAACAAGGAAGAUGAGACUGAGAGGAGGGAGCUUGAGUUGCAGCUGCAGCAGCAACAAGAAGAACUGAAGCAAAGGCAACAGAUCAUGCAGUGGCAACAAGAACUGGAGCAGUCGUCUAAAAGUCCGACUGUAGUGUUGUCGCCGUCCUCAGGUCUGUGCACCAUCUAUGAAGCUCUGGAGAACAGCGAUGAUGAAGGCCGUGAGGGUGAGCUGAAACGGGAAGAGAGCGUGGAGGAGAACAUUGACUGUGAAAGACGGCUGACACCACACGGAGAUGACUCGUCUCAAAAGGUCAACGGAGACCAUUUGUCGCCUUUCCCGCCCGACUCCCCCGAGCGCCCGCCCCCGCUGGACCUGGACUGGGGCAAGAAAGUGGACAUCGUGCAGCAGCUGAUCAAUCAGACCUUGCUGCUGAACGGAGACGGCUGUUCGUCCCUGCUGCUGUUGCCGGGCGGCGCCGGGGGCACCCUGAGCCCCCUGGAGAGCAGCCUGUGGCCCAGCCUCCUGCCUCCCAUCACCCCGCCCUCGGCCACAGUCACCUCUGUGAGUAGCUUCUCCCCAGAAACCGCUGGCAGCUCCCCGCAGGGCGAGUGGACCGUGGUGGAGCUGGAGACGCAUCACUAGCAGGCGGUCCUCACAGAUCCACAAAUGCGGUGCUGUAGACUUUAGGACAAAUCAUGAAAGCUCUAAUGUAACAUCGACCACAACAUUAGGUACACCUGCACAAUCCCAGGUCCAACAAGGGAUUUGAUCUGAUCAGGUAGUAAUGGAAACACAAUCUCUUGUGGGGUGAAACUCGAAACAUUUAAACGUACAGACAAUGUUUGCAAACAAUGUGAACUGCUUGUCAUACAAGUGUAAAAAUAAGUUAACCACUGGCCAUUGUAAGACAUAAAAACUAAUGAAAUGUCAACGUAGGCACAAAUUGGAAGGGAUUUGUCAUAGAAGUGCCUCACAUUUGUCAUACAAGUAAAUUGUUUGAUUUUUAUUAAUAUUUAUUAAUGAUUAAAGCACAAAUAGGAGAUUUGUGUCAUUCUGAGUUUUAAAUAGCACAUCGUGAUGUAACUAGUAAUGGGUAAAUGACGCCUCAGUGAGUGUGCGGCCCACUUACUGGCUGUACUGACGCGGCACUGAUACGGUGUUGCUGUUUCAUAAUGGCACUAUCUGUUGUAUAAAAAUAAUACAAUUAAUAGUAACAAAUAUAUAUUUAUGAGAAUAAGUGUGAAGAAAGAUAUAGGAAAUGUGCAACUCUGGUCAACAACCCAAAUCGUAAAGAGGAAAAUAACAUUCAUCUUUAUUGGGCACUAUAAGAUCCCUUACAAUUUUUCCUUUUUUUCCCAGUAACGCCAUAAAUUGAUGCCAAACACGUAGCGUCACCCCGCCAACCUCUUUUAGUACAAGCUGUCACUUGUGAGCCGAAAGAAGCGCUUCCCGAUAAACAGUUUGAUGCGUCACAGUUGUAUCGGUCACAUGACCCACAGAUCGAGGGACACGGUAUCAUUCCUAGUCUUUCAUAGCGAAUCAGUGCUUUAGUAUGUUUGACCCAUCACUAGCCAUAACUUAAAACAACGUACAAAAAAUACACAUUAGUUUUGUGUGUUAGCGAUUGGUGACACUUACUGAGCUACACAUUUCUUCAAAAUCAUGAAUGAUAUGAAGACCACUUGUAUCCCUGCCAGCAACAAAAUGUAUCUUUGUGUAUUGGAUCUCAAUCAAAUUGUGCAGGAGUACCUAAUCUUGUGGCCUGUGAGUGGACUUGACUACAAGAAGUGAUCUUAAAUCAGGUGAACACAUCCCUUUAUGUCACGGAACACACAAAUGGAAUCAUGUAGUCUGUCAUCAACUAUUUGAAGUGAGUACUAGUCAAUACACUGGAGCUACUACUGUCAUUUUAUUUUACAACAAACUCCCCUUCACCAAAGGUUGGUAUGAUAGUGUGUAUAUAAUGAAGUAUUUCAGUCAGGCACUGAUUAGUUUUUAACUUGCUUAUUUGUGUCCGUCUACUUUCUGUAUGUUUAGGAGUGGAAUGCUGCUAAGCGUGUCGUCCACCCAGAAUGUGCCGACGUUGUUCAUGGAGUUCCUUGCUAUUUUCAUACAAAAGUUAGUAGGAACUGUUGCCGUUUUUGUUUGGCUUAUGCAAUUAUUACUUAACUCAACUGUGAUUGGCUGUACGCGUUUACUCACAGUUGACCAAAAAGAGGACAAGUAGUAUAAAAAAUGAGUAUUUAGGAUAGUCAUCUCACUAAAGUUUAGAACACACAGAUCUAAAAUGAAGGUGAAUUUGUUUCCCACCACGUUUUUUUAACGUUGCAUAUUUUUGCUGAUCAUUUUGCGACAUUUCUAUUUUUGUCAUAGAGUGAAGCCGCAAAAAGUAUUGUUUGUUUUUAAACAUAUUCUGUGUGUUAAUGGCUUAAAUUUAACCAUUUUUAAGCAUAAAAAUGGCCAAAUGAACCUAAAAGUUUUAAUACAACAGGAGUAUUGGCCACUAGAUGAGUCCAAAUCAAUCAAAGCAUGCUGUUCAGUAUCGUGGCCAGAGAUUCGCUUAGCCUCAGGCAGCGUUACUACGAUGCAGAACUGUUCAUUGGCAAGUUCAGUAAAAAAAAAAUUAAAAAAAACUUGGAAAAGACUAACAUUUUUGCAGUACAUGUCUACAAACAGCAGGGUGCUCCUGGUCAAUUAAAUAGUUUUUUUUUUCCCAAAAAAUGUAACUGACAAAAUAAUCGAAUGUCCACUGCAAAGGACGAGGGCUUUUUGGUAUAUACAAAAUAUUGCUAGUGAAUCAAGAAGUUCUUAGGUUUCUGGAAACGUGGCUUCCAAAACAAUGUGGUUGUAUAUCCCUGCUAUAUUGGAUUUCUAGUGUAAAGCUGACUUAAGGGUAUUAUUUCAUCUCUACAGGGCUCUGUGUUUUUUAUGCUUUAGCUAUGAAAAUAUUCGAUUUAUAAUUCCUACUUUGUGGAAAUUCAUUAACCACGCUCAGGCCAGGAACUAAUUAAAGUUGUUAUAAAAAGUAAAGGUUUUUACAUUAAAAAAAAAUUAUAUAUAUAUAUAUCAUUCUGAUAUUUAUAUCAGAAUUGUAUGAGUGAAGUUAUAAAAGAUAAUGAGAAAAAGGUGAGAAAGUCACAAGAAAAUUAUUCUUAAUUUUAUCGUGAUAAAGUUGUAGACCUGCCAAAAACUCUAAUCGACUGUUUAGCUUGUUGGCAUCCCACGUCGUGAGCCAACGAUGGGAAUUAAAGGAACAAGGGUGGAGUGUUAUUGCAGCUGGAACCUAUCGAUGCCUUACAACAGUCAUUUUUACUGCAAAUGUUAAUCCAAAAUCAAAGGUGUUGUCUGAAGUGGGCUGUUCGCCCUCUGAAAAUAUUGACACACCCAGGAAAUACAAUUCUACCAGCUUUUACAGUCUGCUAGGGUAGAUGUGAUUUUUUUUUGUGUGUGCACGUCUCGCUAGGCAAAGGCGUUUGAGGGUUUAGCAUAUAGCGUACGCUGGUACCUCAACACAGGAAACGGAACUUAAAACUGAAACAAUGUUGACCUGCAAAGCAGUGAAAAGUCUGAACGUACUCAAUAGUCAAAAUGUGUUCACGUUGGCAGCUGUGAUUUAGUAAUAUGUCCUUUUUGAGUAAAACUGAAUCCGUGUUUUUGAAAGUUUACAGCUCUGUUAAUCACACACUAUUUUGAUUACUUUUCUCUCUAAAAAGUAUAAACACAGGUAGUAUGAAAAAAUCUACUUUUGUUUUUCUGAUCAAAUUAUGACUUUUGCACAAAUGUAAAACUUUUUCCUGUAAUUUUGCUAUUGAGCCCUUUUUAAAAUAGGGCUUGUUUGACUUAAGUUGAAGUCUGUAAUCUGCUGAGUAUCGUUCUUUCCGUCUGUGUUAUUUGUCUGCUGUUUGAGUCCGUGCUGGUGAACCUUGUCCUUCUAAGAGUAAGAGGAUGAAGAGGGCCUCUUAUUGUUAAGAGUUAGAGGGAUUUUCUCAGGUGUUUUGUUUUUCUGCCACAAUGUUGAAACACUAAAUAUGUAACAAACUAUUAAUGUCCAGUAGUAGCCAACCGCAAUGUAGCCCGUCUGACAUCCUCCCAAAUUUUUCACACAAUCCAGCAGUGAUGAUUUUAAAAAAGAAAAAAGUGUAGCUGCUCUGUCUAGUGGGUGAAUUCCUGUAGUUACGGUCAUUAAAUUCAUCCAAAUUUUU